Messenger RNA from Ilex paraguariensis (yerba mate), 183 nucleotides. NCBI's taxonomy places the organism in Eukaryota, Viridiplantae, Streptophyta, Magnoliopsida, Aquifoliales, Aquifoliaceae. The record is from the annotation of a GenBank genome assembly.
AUGGACUUGAUCUCAGAGAGUCCUGAAAGGGAAGUCGUGCAGAAGAAGCGAAAGAACAAUCCUGGGAAGUUGAAGGAGGUCUCUACAGGAGGUGAGACGAGAGUCUCUCAGUCAAAGACAGCAUACAGCCGUUGGAGAGUCGACGAGGAGGUUAAACCGGCUUCCUCUCCUUUCGCUUAUUGA